AGUUGGAAGAGCGAGGGUUCCCUUUUCCGUUCCCUGCUGCGGCGCUUGCAGCUGGUGGGUUGGAACUUUCACGCUCGCGGGAUUCGAAACGUCACAAUGGCUCAGAACGUUCAGAGUGUUACAUUGUCUCUCACGCUGCCCAUCACUUGCCACAUUUGCUUGGGAAAGGUGCGUCACCCGGUCAUCUGUGCCAACAACCACGUCUUCUGCUCUAUUUGCAUUGAAGUGUGGCUGAAGAACAACAGCCAGUGUCCUGCUUGUAGGAUACCCAUCACCCCCGACAACCCUUGCAAAGAGGUCCUAGGAGGAACGAGCGAAAGCAACCCUGUGUUUAGCCCUACCAUCCGAAAACAGCUUCGCAAAACCAGACUCGAGAUACUGCACAAAGAAUAUGAGGAUGAGAUAGAAUCGCUACAGAAAGAGUUGGAAACUCUGAAAGGAGAAAACCUCAGCCUGGAGUCCCAGCUCAAAUCUGUCCUGCACCCCGAGACCCUGCAGGUGCCAGAGAGAACUCAGGAGAGUCCACAACCUUCGGACAAUGAGCACAAAGUGGACGCCGAGACUUUGGCAGCAUGGACCCAGAAGCUUCAGGCUGCCAAUGACAUGUAUGAGAAAGUGAAGGAGGACAUGGAAAAAUUAAUGGAGGUGAAUAAGAAACUGAGGCUUGAAAACGGUAGCCUUGCCAGGGAGAACUUGCAGCUGAAGGCUGAGGUUGGAAGCCGGUCGCCCCAGAGGUUAGGGAGGUUUACCGUGGCAGCCCUUCAGACCAGGCUGGAGCAAUGUGAGCAGGAAACAAACCGUCUUAAGAAGGCGUUGGAGAGAAGCGAUGCCUACGUAGAAGACCUGGAAUCCCAGAUUGCACAGAUGAAGCGGGAAUGGGACCAGAGGAAACCCGCAAGCCCAGAAAAUGUAACUGCCGUCUCCAUGGAGGAUAAAGACUGUGAAAGCCCCACCAGCAAGGCUGUCCAGAGCCCCCAAGAACCCAUAGAUCCGACCUGUUUAUGUGCUAGUCAUACCCCUGUUGAUCUCGAAGAGCCAGCAGGACUUUUAGGGAGCAGCAAUGAUGUCUGCUUAAAUUCAGCUAGCCAGGCUUGUUCGGAUGAUCCAGUUACCCCAGAGCCUGCUGGAAGAGAUGUUUUUCGAAGUUCUCAAGAGGGUCUUUUGGACGUUGGCAGCUCUGAUAUGGAUACCUGUUCAGAGCCAGCCUGGGAUAAAAUUGAGGACUGCGCACCCUAUAAAGAAGAACUCUACGAUCUUCCAGAUCCGUGCACCCCAUUGUCUCUCAGUUGCUUGCAGUUAAACACUCCCAACAAUAAGGACGACCCGGCUGUGAAAGAGGAAAGCCAGAGUGAGCCAUCCACCUUCCUAAGGAAAUUGGAAUUUGAGGAUUUCGGAGAGGCCUCCGACGACUGUAACAAAGAUUCCCCAGAGCACAGUGUAAGCAGUUGUGAGAGCAGCGAACCUAAGGAAGGUUGUUUCUCUUCGGACAAACCAGACUUUUGGAAUAGGUGCCAGCCGCGUUACGGCGAGAACUUGGACUUCGAAGGCUCGGAGCCCAACACGGCCACCAGCGACUCGGCCGAAUCUUUACCGAAAUUGAGCGAAAAGAGCCACAAUCCAGGCGUGCUGAAAAAACUGCACUCCAUCCGCUCUUCGGAAAUGAAUCGCACCAGGACGUCUAGCGAGGCGUCCAUGGACGCGGCUUACCUUGAUAAGAUCUCCGAACUGGAUUCCAUGAUGUCCGAAUCGGACAACAGCAAGAGCCCCUAUUAUACCUCCAGAUCCUCUUCUGACUUGGAUAAUUCUUGCAAGACGACCCAGGGCCCCGACCACUUAAACGAAAACGGUAAGAACGAAAAGGAAAGGAAAGAGCCACGUUCUCUAAAGAGUCCUUUGAGCAGGGAUCCUUCAGAAGAGGGCAACGAGUGGAAAUUUGCGACUUUUUCCAUCCUUUCUCCAUCGUCACUAGACACUACGGAGCCUUUCCCGCUGUUUUCAGGCCGGACUUCUGAAACGAGCGAAGUGAAGCCUCAGAGCUUCUUAUUCCAGCGAGAGCUUUCCCCGAGCUUUCUCUUCAGCAGCUCUCAAGGACCUUUUGACGAGAACAAACUUGGCUCCUCUUUAUUUAAGGUGGCUCCUGAGCUGCAAAACCUCCAUAACCAACUCCAGUCUCCUUGGUCGUCGUCGUUCGUCCCCGACAGAAAAGCCAAAAGCAUCCAUUCGUCGGCGAAAAGGAAAAUCCAGAGCAGCCUGUCCAGUGCGAGUCCGUCAAAAACCACCAAGAACUGAUUUGUUAUGUCUUCUUUUUUGUUCGUUUAUUUUUUAAAGCAAAUAUAUAUAUAUAUAUAGUGCCCAACGUGGAAAAUGUUCACAUUCUCACUCUCCACCUUAUCUCUACAGGAUAUUCUUCACCAGGCUUCCUUUGAUCUCAGUCUGUCCAUUAGCCGAAAUGCUGAGUGAUGGAGCUUGAAUAUUCUCUCUGUGUCUUGAGUGUAACGAGCUAUUCAUUGAGAAAAGCUCUUCAGAACAUGCAUCACUUGAUGUUCUUCAAGUUUUGAUAUCUUGGGUUAUUUUUUAAAAUUUAGGUUGUACGAAGUCCACUACUCUUUAUAUGCCCAGUUACUGAGUGUGACAGAUCUUCAAAAUGGUUCAGCAUUUGAAACCAAUCUCUCCUUAGGGUAAGGCACCUCUGGAAAGCUGUGUAGCUGUUUUCCUCAGACAACAUUGAUGGCAACUGUUACCUAGCCUGGCUUCUUGUAGAACCCGGCUCUGAGAAUAAAAAAAAACACGUUUGCCUCUUCCUUAGCUGCAUGAGUCGGUCUAUCUCUGUGCUGAAUUAUAGCUUUUAAUGUGUAGCUGUUAACUUUUUUUCUUUUGACAAGUCUUUAGUUUGGGGGGGAGGGAUGUCAGUUUGCUUCAGUUGGAAAAUCCAGAGGGUUUUUUUCUUCUUUUUUUAAAGAAAAUUUGGUUAAACACUGCUUUUAAUUCUCUCCCCUUCCCUCCCCAUCCCAAUCACUCCUCCCCCCCACCCGGCCCCGGUGCUCCAUUGUUGUACAAGAAUAUGUGAUUUGUGUCUGUGUAGUUCAUCAAAAAAAAUGGGUUGGUAUGCUAAUGGAUUGUUUACCGAAUGUGCAUUUUACAUGAAUACUGUACUGUUUUACAUUAAUACUGCAUGAUUUUUCUAUGUGGAGUGAAUAAAAAAAAAAAAGUCACAA
Ahaetulla prasina is the source of this 3215-nucleotide messenger RNA. RefSeq names its product ORC ubiquitin ligase 1 (gene OBI1). Gene Ontology annotation, biological process: protein monoubiquitination; regulation of DNA replication. The transcript has 6 exons. NCBI's taxonomy places the organism in Eukaryota, Metazoa, Chordata, Lepidosauria, Squamata, Colubridae. Gene Ontology annotation, molecular function: ubiquitin-protein transferase activity. The record is from RefSeq and is a predicted model, not a curated record. Bases 97 to 2289 code for a protein of 730 amino acids.